AUGGUCGGUCUUGCCUCCUUCGCUGCCUCCUCUGCUGUCUCACACAGUCAUCCCACCUUUGGUGCACUGGUGAUGUCGAGGCCACAAUCCUGCACCGGGCGCUCCACUUGCGCCCUUCGCUCCAACCCUCGUCACCACCUCGCCUUCUGCAAAUGUGGCGGUGGCAAUGACGGUGGUGGUGGUGGUGGUAGUGUUUUGCCCUCAAAGAGGAGAGAAGAGAUGGAGGACGAGGAGGAGGAGGAAGAGGAGGAGCAGCAGCACACCUUUUAG
This is a messenger RNA of Hydatigera taeniaeformis, 270 nucleotides long. Lineage: Eukaryota; Metazoa; Platyhelminthes; Cestoda; Cyclophyllidea; Taeniidae. The record is from the annotation of a GenBank genome assembly.